AUGAGUCCUCGUGCCGUGUUUCUCGGAGUAAUUGCCAUCCUCGCUACGUCCCAUGGCAAUGCUGAAUGGGCUGAUGCUAAUCCAUUUAAACAGCCUACACCAACGACGGAUUCUCAAAAAUCUGCCAUCAAGUAUCAACCGCGACUUUACGUAGUGAGCGAUUGUUAUCCAUAUCCUGCAGUGCAGGCGAAUGGAUCACUAAGUUACGGACUUCCCUGGGAAGUCUUCGCACCAACUAAAUGUAAUGGAUCUCCCUACGGUUCCCAGAUAUACUCGCGAUCCGAUUGGUACCGAGGCAUGUGGGCCAUCAUGUACGCGUGGUACCUUCCGAGAGCUCUGGACCAUUCUUCCUGGUUGGUUGACGGCCAUCGUCAUUUUUGGACCUUUGUCGUUGUCUGGACAAACAGCCCGGAUCCUAAUGUCUCGACUAUUCUCGCUGCAUCAACGUCUGGCACCGACAACAGAAUCAAAAAAUACUUACCAGUAAAGUCCAAGUAUCUUCUUGACAGGAGGACUUUGAAGGUCAAGUUAUACCAAAAUUAUUGGUUGGAUAAGACUGGACUCAAGCUUACUGAUAAAGUCGGUGAUCUGCAGCCUCUCAUUACUUGGGAGCAGCUUACAGAUGAGGCUCGAGCAGCGCUAUCCUCUUUUCAUUACCCUGAUUGGCGUAUGGAGACUCCAAUUCAAGACAAGUGGUUUCGUUAUAUGCUGAGUAGUGCUUAUCCAUUCUAG
Messenger RNA from Plasmopara halstedii, 732 nucleotides. RefSeq names its product NLP-like protein. Lineage: Eukaryota; Oomycota; Peronosporomycetes; Peronosporales; Peronosporaceae. The transcript is spliced from 2 exons. The coding region runs from base 1 to 732 and encodes 243 amino acids. The record is from RefSeq and is a predicted model, not a curated record.